UCUCAGCACGGCACUCAUCUCUUCACUCCACCUCAAAGUUCAUCUCAAAGGCUGACUGUAAAACGGAGGCGCCAUUUCUGUGAAUGAGAUUGUUUUCGCAAGUGCAGAUGCGGAAGCUGUUACCACCAAAAUAUUUAGGAAACUGGUGAAAGGAAACAGUCGAGCGUAGGAACAGGUUCAAGCACUCGGCUCUGGCUGCGCCCUGAGCUGUGUCCUUGCCACGAUGCAGCGCUCCCAAGAAGAUCUGACUGCACCCGCAGAAGAAGAUGAUUCCUUUGGGGAAGGAAUAUCUCCGAGGCUCCCUGAAAUCAUGUCAAUAGGAUCACACUCAUUCUCCCCAGGAGGUCCUAAUGGGAUUAUUAGAAGCCAGUCCUUUGCUGGCUUCAGCGGGCUUCAGGAAAGAAGGUCCAGGUGUAACUCCUUUAUUGAAAAUUCCUCUGCGCUCAAGAAGCCCCAAGCAAAGGUGAAGAAAAUGCAUAAUUUGGGCCAUAAGAACAGCAACACGCCCAAAGAACCCCAGCCUAAAAGGAUGGAGGAGGUGUACCGAGCCCUGAAGAGUGGCCUGAAUGAGUAUCUGGAGGUUCACCAGACAGAGCUGGAUAAGCUGACUACCCAGUUAAAAGACAUGAAAAGGAACUCACGCCUGGGAGUCCUGUACGAUUUAGAUAAGCAAAUCAAAGCGGUUGAGAGAUACAUGAGAAGGCUGGAGUUCCACAUUAGCAAGGUGGAUGAGCUUUAUGAAGCCUAUUGUAUCCAAAGGCGUCUCUGUGAUGGUGCCAGCAAAAUGAAGCAAGCUUUUGCAAUGUCUCCUGCAAGCAAGGCAGCAAGAGAGAGUUUGACCGAAAUCAACAGGAGCUACAAGGAGUACACAGAGAACAUGUGUACCAUAGAAGCAGAGCUGGAAAGCCUAUUGGGGGAGUUUUGCAUCAAGAUGAAAGGUCUGGCUGGCUUUGCUCGGCUCUGCCCAGGAGAUCAAUAUGAGAUUUUCAUGCGUUACGGCCGUCAGCGAUGGAAACUGAAAGGCAAAAUAGAAGUGAAUGGCAAGCAAAGCUGGGAUGGAGAAGAGAUGGUUUUCCUCCCUCUCAUUGUUGGACUGAUCUCCAUUAAGGUCACAGAAGUUAAAGGGCUUGCUACUCAUAUCCUUGUGGGAAGUGUAACCUGUGAGACAAAAGAUUUGUUUGCAGCUCGGCCUCAGGCGGUUGCAGUAGACAUUAAUGACCUUGGCACAGUAAAGCUGAACCUUGAGAUCACCUGGUACCCCUUUGAUGUUGAAGACUUAACCCCAUCCACAGGAAAUGUGAGCAAGGCAUCUGCUCUCCAGAGGAGAAUGUCCAUGUAUAGCCAAGGCACUCCUGAAACACCAACCUUCAAGGACCACUCAUUCUUUAAAUGGCUGCAUCCCCUGCAAGACAGGCCAAAGUUGGCAAUCUUAGAUGCUCUUCAAGACACUUUCUUUGACAAGCUUCGUCGCAGUCGCUCUUUUAGUGACCUGCCAUCGCUCAGGCUAAGCCCGAAAGCAGGGCUAGAGCUAUAUUCGAAUUUGCCGGAUGAUGUAUUUGAAAAUGGGACAGCGGCCACUGAGAAGCGGCCUCUCUCCUUCACUUUUGGUGACCUGCCUUACGAAGACGCCAUGCCCCCUGCCAACUCAGCAGAGCCCCCGUGUGCUCAUGUCAGCUCCAGCCCUGACAUCACCGCCACCCCCACCCAGCACCGAGCCCUUGAGUCCUCCCAGAGCUCGGGCCUAGACUGUAGCAGCAGCAGCUCCCGCAGAGACUCUGUUGCUGAGCCAAAGGACCUGCCGUCCCACGGAGAGGGCGCCGUGGCUGAGAACAAGAACACCCCAAGGGCAGCUCCUGAAGUUUGCCAAAAAACCUCUGAUGCUGGGAGCGAUCGUGUCUUUGUAGAAAUGAGUGUCCCGGUGUCCCUCCUGCAGGACACGGAUGAAGGCUCAGAACUCAAGCCUGUGGAGCUGGAUACCUAUGAGGGCAACAUCACAAAGCAGCUGGUCAAAAGGCUUACAUCAGCAGAGACACCCCUGACCCCAGAGAGGCUGCCAUGUGAGGGAUCCAUUAGUGGGGAAUCAGAAGGAUAUAAGUCUUAUCUCGAUGGAAGCAUUGAGGAAGCCUUGCAAGGGCUUCUCUUAGCUCUUGAGCCACAUAAAGAGCAGUAUAAAGAGUUUCAGGACCUGGAUCAAGAAGUGAUGCAUCUAGAUGACAUCCUAAAAUGCAAGCCAGCAGUAAGCCGAAGCAGGUCCUCCAGUUUAAGUCUAACAGUUGAAAGUGCUUUAGAAAGCUUUGAUUUCCUGAACACCUCUGACUUUGAUGAUGAGGAUGGUGGUGGUGUGGAGGUUUGUAAUGGUGGAGGAGGUGCAGACUCAGUAUUUUCAGAUACUGAGAUUGAGAAGAAUAGUUACAGGACGGAGCACCCAGAAGCCAGAGGCCACCUGAGCGAAGCCCUCACCGAGGACACGGGUGUGGGCACCAGCGUGGCUGGCAGCCCCCUGCCCCUGACCACAGGCAACGACAGCCUCGACAUAACCAUAGUUAAGCACUUGCAGUAUUGCACCCAGCUGAUUCAGCAAAUUGUGUUCUCCAGUAAAACACCAUUUGUGACAAGAGACCUCCUGGAUAAGCUGUCCAGGCAGAUCCUCGUGAUGGAGAAUAUUGCGGAGAUCAGCACUGAGAACUUGGGAAACAUCACCUCUCUCACUGAUGCAAUUCCAGAGUUCCACAAGAAGCUGUCACUGCUGGCUUUCUGGAUGAAGUGUACUGGCCCUUCAGGAGUGUAUCACACCUCUGCAGACAAGAUGAUGAAGCAGUUGGAUAUCAAUUUUGCCACCACUGUGAAUGAGGAGUGUCCAGGACUUGCAGAAACAGUCUUCAGGAUCCUGGUGUCUCAGAUCCUGGACCGGACAGAGCCUGUCCUCUACUCCAGCAUGUCCUCUGAGACCAUCACUGUCUUUCAGUAUUACAACUACUUUGCCAGCCACAGUGUCAAUGACCUUGGAAGCUAUUUGCUGCAGCUUGCAAAAGAAGCAUCUGUGGUCCAGGUGCUGCAGUCAGUGAAAGAUGGAAAACUGCAGCAAAAUGUGUCCAAAAUAAACUCCAAUAACCUUCCACCACAGCAGGAAGUUUUAAGAGCUUUGGCUUUACUUCUCAAUGAAAAUAAAAAUGAAGUCAGUGAGACUGUGGCAUCGCUUCUGACAGCAACUGCAGAAAACAGGCACUUCAGGGAGAAGGCCUUGAUUUAUUACUGUGAAGCACUAACCCAGCCCAACCUCCAGCUGCAGAAAGCAGCUUGCUUGGCUCUAAGAUACCUCAAGGCUACUGAGAGCAUUAAAAUGCUGGUCACGCUCUGCCAGUCUGACAAUGAAGAGAUCAGAAAAGUGGCAUCCGAAACCCUGCUCUCCCUUGGUGAGGAUGGGAGACUGGCAUAUGAACAGCUGGACAAAUUUCCCCGGGAAUUUGUUAAAGUCGGAAGCCGCCGUGGAACUGAAGCUGCCACAGCUUUUUAGAUGGAAAAGAACCUGCUAAUAUUUAACAGGCAUUAAAGUAGGAUGGAGCUGCACUUCAGUGUGGGGAACAGAAGGAAGACUUGAAAGAAUUCCACGAGAAUGUUCCAAAAUGUAGCAAUUUACAGACUUCUUAAAGAAAAGCAAAAUGUAAAAUCCAGCUUAAGGUUUCCUAUUGGCUCCUCAUUGCAGCUCAUGAUGGAACAGUUGGAGGCUGAGGAACAAUACUUUUUUGACUGGUUCUAAACAAAUAAUGUAAUUGCAGUUAUUCACCCUCAACAGACUUCUGUGAGGUUUUUAGAAUUUGGCAUCUCAAUAUAUUUUCUAUUAUAUUUCCUUCCUUGAAGUUGUUGUGAAAGCUUGAGCCGUGUGAUACCGUACCUAACAAGGACAAUCAGGAGGCCCCCUGAGCAGGCAUGCUGAGGAGUUCUCCCUUGAAUCCCAGUGAAGUGGCUGCUGCCCUGCAGUGUCCCCUCCAGUGGCAGGAAACGCUGCUCAGCUUCCUCGAUUGUGUCUUGGUAACAAAAUACAGGGAAAGUUCUCCAAGUUCUGCCUGGAGAAACAGCGUGAUGUGAACCCUGGGAGGCGCCACUUUGGUGACUCACCCUGAAGGCCUCCGCUGGGCUUUUAUUCCCCUCUCCUGCCCUCCAGCAACAAACCAUCAUUAAUGCAGCGAUGUGUGGGGGAUCAAACAAUCAUGAAGUUUCUGAAAACUAAAUGAAAAGGUUAAGUGCGUUUAUUUAUUCUGAGAAGAAGGAGUGAAUACCACUAAUUGCACGAGUCCCCAAAAUCAUUUUGUCCUACAAGUUGCAAGCAGGAUUGGAUUUCAUACAUUCUAAUUAGUGGAGCAUAGUUCCUAUAGAGUGCUUUCAAUAUAAAGAACAGAACAAACUCAAGUGGACCUCGGAGGCAGUAAUAAACAGAGGGGGAGAAUGCACCUCCCCUCCCUGCACUGCAACGUUCAAAGACAGCGAGUGCUUCAAACUGGUGAUUACAAGCCUUAAGUUAACAGAGGAGGUGAAUAGAAUUUAAAAGAAGAGUGUUCCUGUACUGUGUUCAUUAUGCAUGAAAUGCUAUUUAGAUGUCAAUUGAAGUAUCCAAAUUUGCAUAGACGACAUAGAAAAUAUUGCAAACAGUUCACAUCAAAAGGAAACCUUGUGAGCCAAACACUUUGGCAGGCAGGGGUCAUUUGUUUUUUUUUUUACUGUGAAUGUUACAGGAAUGUACAUAUCUGUAUAUUUAUAAAUAUAUAUAUUCUUCCUUUAAUUAAAGAAGUACAUUUUGUACAGUGCAAAAUGUUUUCUUGCUUACUGAGGGAUACAGACUCUUUUUGCAGAAGGUGAAAUAGCCAUGUUAUGGUUUUUAUACUACACCUGUCCCAUCAGUUGAAUUCUUUCAAGGUGUCCUUUUGUAUCUGUUUUUUUUUUAAUUUUUUUUUCUUUUAGUUUUGUGGCAUUUGUACUCACCAUAUUUCCUGUCACAUUUAAGUUAUAAUAAAGAUUAUUUUUUAAUUACUAAGCACAUCAGUCCGUAUGUACAGUCACUCUUUCCAUCAGCAGCCUCUUCAGGCUCAUAGUUAAAGUUCAGAGCAAGCCAAUUUUGUGUAUCAUUCAAGUGCUUACCAAGAGAGGCUCCACCACGGGGACUACCAGGAAAUGUGCUGGAGAGGCUCCAGGAUUGUUACCAGACUUGCACUGAUUAACCCUCCCUUAUGUGAAGACAGACUCUCCUCAGGACAGAAGACAUUCCUUCCAUUCAUUUUUCCUUUUCAAACAUUCAGGAUUACACCUUGGGGAAUGUAGAGCUGCCUAUGGAGCAGGGAGCCAAAGGAGCAGAGAACAGGGGGCAGCUCACAUACAGAGGUGCUGCAUCACAUGGAGGGGGUAUCUCAUCUCAUCUCAUCUCAUCUCAUUCUAGUUUAAAGCCACCCUUUGAGAAGUUUAUUAGUCUAAAGUUGAUCUGCUACACCAUCACAACCAUUAAAAAUCAUGCAUUCAGUUCAAAAGAGCCAGAUAGGAAGAAGCAAAUUGUGCUCUGAAGAAAGUCAUUGAGGAAAUGCAGAGGAAUUUUAGUAUGAGCAGUUAGAUCAAACUUAGUUCCUGUUGUGGUAUGUGAGCCUGACAAGCUUGAACCUGGGAUACAGCUGUAGAGAGGCUGAGUUUCACCUGGAGCAUUAAUACCGUUUUAGAAAACUAAAUACACAAAUAACCAUCUUCUAACAGGAUUCAUGACAGCCAUGACAAAGUGAGCAGACCUUUAAGCUUCCAAAACCUGAAGGCAAAUAAAAAUGACCAAACCAUUUAUUUGUCUCAUAAAUGUUCAUGCUUGUAGAGCUGACGACGCUGCCUUUUCCUGCCCUGUUAAUGCACUCCUUUGUGGAGUAGGAAAAAGCAGAUGCACAGAGGUGAGCAUCACAAGGCUCAUGCUUACCCACUAGUAAAGCAGGAAGCAGCAGGCAUAAUUACAAAAGCUCUUAGGGCUGCAGCAGGCUAUGUGGGCAAAUUUAAAGGUCAGGGCCACACCAGGAAAGUAUGCUGGGAAAAAAUUCCCACACCCAAGUAGCUGAGCAGCAGUGCAGAUGGAAGAGAUGGGCGGCUCACCAGAGGUGCACUUGGGAAAGGGGCUUUACCUGGUAGUAAAGGGGUCCCUCCCUUGUGCUGUGGUGGUUUUUACUACCCUUGCCAUGCUGUCACUGUCUCAGCGUUUGGCCCCAUAAAUAGAAACCCCUUUAGCACCCCUAUACUACUGUAGCUACAGCAGCAGCAUGUUAGGCUGCCCAGUUUCACACUGCUACUGGCAAGGCUGUUGUAUCCAUCAGACCUUCACAAAAGUUAUCGUCUAGAGCUUCACCCUGUCCUGCAGUCUCUGAUACACAGAUUCAUGUGGACUUCAAAAUUAGGAGUCAACAGGUAUUAACUUCCAAACACUGUAGCUCAAGUGUGGCUCCCUGAGGAGAGGAUCUACAGCUUCAAACGAGGGUAGGACAGAUGUGCCCUUAAAACUGAUCACAUUUCAUUACAGGCAGUUGCCUGAACUGCUUUGUGUUAUUACAAGAAUGGAGAGAGAAAUUUGUAACACAAUAAACAUUUUUCUGCUAGAAAAAAGAUUGGUGACAAUGCAAUUCAGUCUUAAGAACACUGGAGUGCUGGAAAAGCACAGCCUUGGCAAAGUUUGCACAUCUUGUUAUUAAAUUCUCAAAUCCAGUUCUGAAAACAACCUGAGAUGGCCCUUGAGGAAAAGUAAAUGAAUAUGCACCACACAUUCUUAGAAAAAAUAACCUAUGACUACCUCCAUUACUUAUGCAGAGGUCACACCAUAAGCUGCAACACAGGACAAUGUUGCAGGCCCUCACCUAAGCAGCCCAAUGCCAAAAAGCAAGUGAGUUUCAGCUCCCCAGACAAGGAGCUAUCAUGGUCUAAUUAAUUUCUCCCCACAUUGUCUGAAGUACAAUGGGUGCUUAGCAAAAAUAACAACUUUUAUCGUAAACCAGUUAUGAGUUCUUCCUCACACUAAUAAUGCACCUGUCCCCUGGUUUGCUUGUCCCUGCACAGCUGCUUAUUCUUUAAACAUCUGACACCUGCAGGUGCCCCAGGUCCCCCGUCUUUACUCCUGCAUGGCUGAGCUCCUUCCCUGCUCAGCCAUGCACAGCCUAUGGCAGAAGUGCUAGGACACUGCAGAUACUCCCCACUUCCACACAGCCUAAGCCUGCUUCGGUGAAAGACAAGAUUGUGUCUAGACCCUCUGCAAUGAGGAGUCAACGUGCUG
Messenger RNA from Prinia subflava (tawny-flanked prinia), 7276 nucleotides. RefSeq names its product RHO family interacting cell polarization regulator 2 (gene RIPOR2). The record is from RefSeq and is a predicted model, not a curated record. The coding region runs from base 224 to 3514 and encodes 1096 amino acids. Lineage: Eukaryota; Metazoa; Chordata; Aves; Passeriformes; Cisticolidae. The transcript is spliced from 23 exons.